Molecule: messenger RNA, 2511 nt
Organism: Argiope bruennichi
Lineage: Eukaryota; Metazoa; Arthropoda; Arachnida; Araneae; Araneidae
Product: kielin/chordin-like protein
Exons: 23
Coding region: 66-2270 (734 amino acids)
Source: RefSeq, a predicted model, not a curated record
GCAUAAUUAUAUAAAUGGAGAUUUUUCUUUUCAACUACUGAUUGUUCCGAAGAGAAUCCGUUACAAUGAAAAUCUUAGUAAUUUUGCUGAUUUUGGGAGCGUACGUGCAAUUUGUCGAUCUGAGAAGACCGCAAUGCAGUCUUCCAAAAUGUCCUGCAGAUUGCUACAUCGACUACGAUGCUGAUCCAUGCCCUGCAUGUAUUUGCGAUCAGACGAGUGAUCCGAGAAGACCGCAAUGCAGUAUUCCCAAAUGUCCUGCAGAUUGCUACAUCGACUACGAUGCUGAUCCAUGCCCUGCAUGUAUUUGCGAUCAGACGAGUGAUCCGAGAAGACCGCAAUGCAGUAUUCCCAAAUGUCCUGCAGAUUGCUACAUCGACUACGAUGCUGAUCCAUGCCCUGCAUGUAUUUGCGAUCAGACGAGUGAUCCGAGAAGACCGCAAUGCAGUAUUCCCAAAUGUCCUGCAGAUUGCUACAUCGACUACGAUGCUGAUCCAUGCCCUGCAUGUAUUUGCGAUCAGACGAGUGAUCCGAGAAGACCGCAAUGCAGUAUUCCCAAAUGUCCUGCAGAUUGCUACAUCGACUACGAUGCUGAUCCAUGCCCUGCAUGUAUUUGCGAUCAGACGAGUGAUCCGAGAAGACCGCAAUGCAGUAUUCCCAAAUGUCCUGCAGAUUGCUACAUCGACUACGAUGCUGAUCCAUGCCCUGCAUGUAUUUGCGAUCAGACGAGUGAUCCGAGAAGACCGCAAUGCAGUAUUCCCAAAUGUCCUGCAGAUUGCUACAUCGACUACGAUGCUGAUCCAUGCCCUGCAUGUAUUUGCGAUCAGACGAGUGAUCCGAGAAGACCGCAAUGCAGUAUUCCCAAAUGUCCUGCAGAUUGCUACAUCGACUACGAUGCUGAUCCAUGCCCUGCAUGUAUUUGCACACAGACGAGUGAUCCGAGAAGACCGCAAUGCAGUAUUCCCAAAUGUCCUGCAGAUUGCUACAUCGACUACGAUGCUGAUCCAUGCCCUGCAUGUAUUUGCGAUCAGACGAGUGAUCCGAGAAGACCGCAAUGCAGUAUUCCCAAAUGUCCUGCAGAUUGCUACAUCGACUACGAUGCUGAUCCAUGCCCUGCAUGUAUUUGCGAUCAGACGAGUGAUCCGAGAAGACCGCAAUGCAGUAUUCCCAAAUGUCCUGCAGAUUGCUACAUCGACUACGAUGCUGAUCCAUGCCCUGCAUGUAUUUGCGAUCAGACGAGUGAUCCGAGAAGACCGCAAUGCAGUAUUCCCAAAUGUCCUGCAGAUUGCUACAUCGACUACGAUGCUGAUCCAUGCCCUGCAUGUAUUUGCGAUCAGACGAGUGAUCCGAGAAGACCGCAAUGCAGUAUUCCCAAAUGUCCUGCAGAUUGCUACAUCGACUACGAUGCUGAUCCAUGCCCUGCAUGUAUUUGCGAUCAGACGAGUGAUCCUGGAAGGCCGCAAUGCAGUCCUCCAAGAUGUUCUGAAGAUUGUUCAAUUGACUACACUACUUAUCCAUGCCCUUCUUGUAAAUGUGAUGAGAAUAACGAUCCUGGAAGGCCGCAAUGCAGUCCUCCAAGAUGUCCUGAAGAUUGUUCAAUUGACUACACUACUUAUCCAUGCCCUUCUUGUAAAUGUGAUGAGAAUAACGAUCCUACAAGGCCGCAAUGCAGUCCUCCAAGAUGUCCUAAAUAUUGUUCAAUUGACUACACUACUUAUCCAUGCCCUUCUUGUAAAUGUGAUGAGAAUAACGAUCCUGGAAGGCCGCAAUGCAGUCCUCCAAGAUGUCCUAAAUAUUGUUCAAUUGACUACACUACUUAUCCAUGCCCUUCUUGUAAAUGUGAUGAGAAUAACGAUCCUACAAGGCCGCAAUGCGAUAUUCCAAGAUGUCCUGAAGAUUGCUCACUUGACUACACUACUUAUCCAUGCCCUUCUUGUAAAUGUGAUGAGAAUAACGAUCCUGAAAGGCCGCAAUGCAGUCCUCCAAGAUGUCCUGAGGAUUGCCCAAUUGAUUACGAUACUUAUUCAUGCCCUGUGUGUAACUGCGAAUAUGAAUACCCUCCACAGGAGCCAUCCUGCAGCCCUCCUAAAUGUCCUAGAGGUUGUCAAAUAGAUAACGAAGCACGUCCGUGUCCGGUUUGUAGAUGUGGAAAUGCCCCUGAUGAUCAAGAUAUUCCAGAAAUUCAGUGUUCCAUACCAAAGUGUCGACCACCUUGCAAAAUUGAUUAUUCCACGAAACCAUGCCCGAGCUGCGACUGUACAAGAUGCCAUUAAAAUGCAUUUUCAGAAUGGAUUUUGGAAUUAAGAAUGGAAAAGGUGAGCAUUCAAAGGAAAUUCAUAAUUUUGACAAUCGGAGUUACUGGUUGCUGUACUAACCACAAGUUUGCUAUCAUUUGCAAAUGGUUUUUAAGUAUUUUAACAGGAAGAAAACGUAAAUUUAAUUUUCUUUAUGAUUGUUUUUAAAAAUUUAUAUGUAUUGUUAAUCAAAGAAAGCUUUAUGUAACUUAUAAUAAAA